CUCCUCCUCCUCCCUCAUUACCUGUUACCUGAAAGCUGGGAGGUGAAGUAAUUUGAGACCGGCCUCUCUAAGGCUGUCUCCAGACGGUGACAUUUACAUUCCUCAGAGACUGCAGCAAGGCGGAAGAGGGAGAUCCCGUCCUGAUUCAGCUGAAAGGACUUGCAUGCCUGUGAAACAACUUAUUUUUCUUUCAUGUUUUUCUUCUGUGACACGUCGGCUGCUUUCUUUGUAUUGUGGAUUUUUGUUUCUUCUAAUUUGUACUUGGCUCCUAAUUGGUGUCGAGCUGGAGCGGAACAGAGAUCUUUUCAUAACUAUCAUACUGGUCAUUGCUGACAAACUCUGUGUCAUAUGUAUGCGAUUAAGCUGCCAGGCAACUUAGUAAGCUCCUGUUUAAAAAGCAGGAAGCAGGAGGCUUCAGGCCGGUUCUCCUGUGAGUUUACAGCCCUGAUACAGAGCCGCUUUUAUCUGUUUCCCACAUGCUUUCUUGGAAUUACUUUUUCUUUUUUUUCCCUUUUGCUUAGCUUGACUGUACAAAUUAUUUGACAACUACUGCAGCCGCUCUUUUUGUGUACAGAGACCAAAAACAGACAUUGUUUUUACUUUCUAAAUAAUUUUGCAGCCAGGAAUGCUGCAUGUGAAUCUGUAGACUUCUUCUUUUUUUUUUUUUUUUUAAACAUGGAAAUGGACGAAAAUAUUGCUGCAGAACCCCAAACAUCAGGCUCUUUGCCCAAAAAGGAACCGGAUGCAGGCACGUCCUUGUUGGGUAAAUUUUCCAUAAAGUCGUUUUUUGGAAUGACCACAAAGUUGGAUAAUAAAACACCCAAAGAAGAGAGUGCAGUACUGAAGUCAUUCCGUCCUCUGGAGGAUAAAGUAGAAGUACAAGCAAGCCCACCAAACGGUGAUGAAGGUGAAAGCAUCCCAGAGCAAAAUAUGCAGCAGGUCACUGUGCAGGAAGGUAACAUGGAACUUAAAGAGGAGCCUGUAAAAGAUGAACAAAUUGGCGAAAAAGAACACUCGGACGUGGAUUUAGAGAUUACAAGUGUUGUGGAUUUACACCAGGAGGAGGAGGACAUGGAUUCACAAGUCACCAGGGGUCAGGGUAAAAGUGAUGUCUCUCAGGAAGAAAACAAAGAUCAUCCACAAAUAGAUCAUCUGGGAGGGACAGAAGCACAGGUUUUACAAGAGCAAAAGGAUGAAAAAGAGGGAGUGUACACAAAGCGUCUGAAUGGUGCAGACAUUGGUGAGGAUGCAAAGUCAGACAUGCAUUCCAGCACUGACAUUGUCCCAGAUGAGACAGACUAUGACCAGGAGGAUCUGCUGGUACAUGGUACUCUAGUGCACAUCUCUAGUGAUUCAGAUUCCGACACGGAGAGCUCCAAGCAGAAUAUCUGCCAGGAAGCAACAAAGGCUCCUGUGUCCUCACAUUUAUCUGCUUCUAAUGUAUCACUAGACAAUGGUUUUAAGCAGGAGCCUGAAACACAAGAUAUUGACGAUACUGAUGCCAUAGAAACAAAAAAACAAGAUGGACUGGACUUUAAAAAGCCAGAAUCUUUGUGCCCCAAUAUGGAUGAAAAUGCCAACACCACAAAGGAACUAGAAGAGAGCAGUCCUUCAACUCCAGCAACUACCCCUGCACAAGAUACCCCAGGAGAGAAGCCAUUCCAGCUGCCAACAUUUUUUAGCAGCUUUCGUGUGCACAAGAAAGGAACCCCUGCAGAAGACAGGGAGACAGUCACCGUGAAACAAGGCGAUAGUGAUUUGGCCUUGCUAAAUCUUUCCCAGCCAGUGCAAAAAUCGAACCUUUCAAAUGUCUCACCAGUCCGGAAACGUGAAGUGAAGACACCAGUGGAGACCAAAGCAAGCUCCAAAUUUAUGGAGCAACUCUCCCAGCUUCUGAACUUUGAUGUGCCAAAGCAAGAAGAAGAGGAGGAGGAUGAAGUUCCAGAGGAAAUUGAGGAGGCUCCUAAGGAUACAGUGGGCAAAGAGAUCAAAUCGGAGUCAGCACUAGAGGCAUUUAAGUCUUUUUUUACAGGGCCACCAAAAAAAACUUUGCCAGCAGAGGAUUCUCUUGACUUAGACGCUGUGAAGCGCAAGCAGAAGAGCGAUAAGGAAUCUCUGAAGUCAAUCUUUGAAAAGGCCAGACCUAUAGAAAAUGACCAGAAUGCUGAAAGGAAAAGUCCAGACACAAGUCCCUCGGAUCCAGAAGACCGGACUCCUGGAAGACUUCAGGCAGUAUGGCCACCGCCUAAACCCAUAGAUGGGGAGGACAAGGUGGGGCUGAAAUAUACUGAAGCAGAAUACCAGGCUGCUAUAAUGCACCAGAAGAGACGGCACAAAGAGGAGGUGGAAAGUCUAAAGACACAAUUUGAAGUGGAAAUCUUCAAUGUUCGUGGAGAGCAGGCUGUCCAUGUUACAAAGCUAGAAGAGGCCAUUCAGAGCUUACAAGAGGACCUAGAGAAUCGGCUGAAUAAGGGAAAAGGUGAAAGCUGUGAUGCCUGUGUUUCUACUGAAGAUGAGAACCAGCCAAAAAACUUUCGUAGCGUUUACAUUCAGACGGACAGGGACACUUUUCUGAAACCAGGCGAGGAGGACAACAAACUUCAAAAGAGCAACCAAAUAGUUCCUAAGAAGCUGAAUAUACCAUCACUGAUUCAGAGCUUGGCGAGCCCCACAGAAUCUCAGGAAUCAUCUUUGUGUGUGCCUCUCUCACCUACCUCUUUAUCAAAUUCUAGCAGAGUUCCUCCACCACCUCCUCCUCCUCUCCCUUCUUUGGGAGGUCCUACACCACCUCCACCACCUCCUUUGCCAGGUUUUGUGCCUCUACCGCCACCUCUUCCACCCGGAUCAGGGCCGCCGCCACCACCCCCACCCCCUCUUCCAGGCUCUGGUCCCCCUCCACCAGCACCUCUGCCAGGCUCUGGUCCCCCUCCACCUCCACCUCUGCCAGGCUCUGGUCCCCCUCCACCUCCACCUCUGCCAGGCUCUGGUCCCCCUCCACCUCCACCUCUGCCAGGCUCUGGUCCCCCUCCACCUCCACCACUGCCAGGCUCUGGUCCCCCUCCACCCCCAGGCUUUGUUCCUCCACCACCUCCUGGUCCUGGCUCUUUCUUUGGGUUUUUAUUAUCCAAGGAACCCCCGCGCAAGCCCCCUGUGGAGCCCAAGUGCCCUAUGAAGCCACUCUACUGGACUCGAAUUCAGAUCAAGACCAGUAACAGUAGCCCAAAAACAAGCACACCGGGUUCCUUGUGGGAUACACUAAGGGAGCCAGAUAUUGCAGACACCAAAGAAUUUGAAGAACUGUUCUGUAAAGCCAAUGUUCAGCAGAAGAAAAAGCCUCUUUCAGAAGCCUAUGAAAAGAAAACUAAAGCAAAAAAGAUUGUUAAGCUGUUGGAUGCAAAGAGAUCGCAAGCUGUAGGCAUUCUAAUAUCAAGUUUACAUUUAGAUAUGAAGGAUAUACAGCAAGCUAUUUUAAAUGUGGACGAUUCUGUGGUGGAUCUAGAGACAUUGGAAGCCUUGUAUGAAAAUCGUGCACAAAAAGAGGAGUUGCAAACCAUCAGCAAGCACUAUGAGACUUCCACGGCAGAAGAUGUAAAGUUAUUGGACAAGCCUGAACAAUUCCUUUAUGAGCUUUCUCAAAUCCCUAAUUUUACAGAGCGGUCAAAGUGCAUCAUUUUCCAAUCAGUCUUUGCAGAGGGGAUUUGCUCAGUGCGGCGAAAAAUAGACAUAGUCAUCAGGGCAUGCAAUGGAAUCUCACAAAUGGAGAGUGUGAAGGAUAUCAUGGGUCUUAUUCUCGCCUUUGGAAACUAUAUGAAUGGAGGUAACCGAACACGCGGGCAAGCAGAUGGAUUUGGGCUAGAAAUCCUUCCUAAGCUUAAAGAUGUUAAGAGCAGGGAUAAUGGCCUUAACCUAGUCGAUUAUGUUGUUCGAUAUUAUCUUCGACAUUUUGACAACGAUGCAGGUACAGACAAGAGUAUAUUUCCAUUGCUGGAACCUCAGGAUUUCUUCCAAGCAGCACAGGUGAAAUUUGAGGACCUAGACAAAGAUUUACGAAAGUUGAGAAAAGAUCUUCAAGUGUGUGAGGAGAAUACAAAACUUGUUAUUAAAGACUCUCCAGAAGACCAUCUUCAGCCUUUCAAAGACCGAAUGACUGAGUUUAUCCAGAAAGCCAAAGAAGAACAUAAAAUAGAAGAUGGUAAUCUAAAUAAAGCCAAAAACAGCUUUGAAGAAACAGUAGGAUACUUUGGAGCUAAGCCAAAAUCUGGCGAAAAGGAAAUCGGCCCCAAUUCCUUCUUCGUGGUGUGGUAUGAAUUCUGCAGCGACUUCAAGGGCAUAUGGAAACGAGAGAGCAAAGUCCUCUCCACAGAAAGGCUCCGUCUGGCUCAGGAGUCUGUUAACAAGCUGACAGCAGAGAAGAAAGUAGAAACAAAGAAGAUUAACCCUGCAGCAAGUCUGAAAGAGAGACUACGACAGAAAGAGGCAAGUGUUAGCGGCAAUUAAUUCCACCCAACCACAGAAGGGAGUUUGCACUGAGAGUGGCUCCUACAGUCAGAAGCAAUUCUGCAAGGCAUACAGAGAAUAAUCAUAAACUGCUGGACAAUGCUGGAAAUAUGUAAAUUACUUAUAUGUGACUGAAGCUGAAAUCUUUUGUACAGAGUUUCAUGUAAAUAUACAGCUAUAUGGCCUGUUAGAGGGCUGGAUGAAUAACCUGUAUAUAUGUUAAAUGAAAGACUAAGCUUUAAGCUUGCAGAUAAGUUCCCUAUUUAAUCUGGUGCUUAACAAACUGUUGAACAUGCUCCAGACUUUUAAUAAACUUAUCUGCAGCAAUUAUUUUAUUUCUGUUACUUUUAUAGAAUGCACUUGUAUAUUAUUGUAUAGAAUAUUUGAGAUAUAUAUAAAUCUAUUUAUGUACCUGUGCAGGAUAAAAAAUAAAUCUAUUAUAUAUUUAACGCUCCUAAUGUAUUGUAUGUAAAAAUGGAUUUUUAUAGAGCCCCCCCCCCAAUGGCACCUGCUUUGUAAUCUGACUCAUGCUGGUCUAGUAGGAGGUUUGUUUGUUUUUUUGUUUUUUUUUAUCAAAUGUUAACUGAGCAGCUAAAUGCUUGCACUAGAGACCUGUUUUAGACUUUUUUUUAAGCAGAAUUUGUGGAAAGUAAUGGCAUCUUUCACAAGAAGCUUUUUGGGAUUUUAAAUGUCAGCUUGUGAAUCCCACAAAGGCCCUCUGCACCAAUCAUUAAAGUCCACAAAGGCGCUUUACUCUUCUUAACCUGUAAUAUGAAGUGGGAACCUUGCCAUGCAAGAGAGCAACCAAAACAUCUGUUUUGACUGGAAUGGGAAGGGGGGAUUUUGGUCCUUGGCCAGGUGUCCAUCUCAGGCAGAGACAUUGAUGACCUGCCCCCCCCCCCCCAUCUCCUGUUAGUCACAACAUGCUGGGUUUGACUUUUCUGCCAAGCUUUCUUUUCACCUGCCUAGAAGUUUACUAUGUAUCCCUGCGGGUUCACCACAGAGAUAUAUUGAGAAUGCAUUCGGGCCAUUGAUUGGAUCCCAAGCAAAGUUUAGCCUGUCACAGCUGGAUGGAUAGUGGGAGAGACCCCCUGUCAAGGUCUGUGGCCUAGUAAGCAAUUUGGGGAUUCAAUCUUUUUCCCGCUCUUUUCUAAACGGAACAAUCAAUUUUCAAUUAUUUGUUCUGCAAAAGAUGACUUCUGGUCAUGUUGGCAGCCACGUAUGUUGUACGAUUUGUACUUCUAAAAUCCUUUUCAAUAGUAUGAAAGAUUAAAUUUCAAUAUAAAAGCAUGCAACAGGUGAAAGUAAUAAACAUGCAUAGUUUUUGUAUUCUUUUUGUUUUAUGUGUAUGUUUUGUAUUCUCAAACGCUUGUGUGUAUUGUGUUUUAUGGUACAAUACAGGCAAAAGCAGUUGAAGGAAAUCAGUCUUCGCUUUGCACAGUGUUUGUUUUUACAGGUCUAUGCAACUGCCAGUCGCCAUAAUAUACAAUAUUUGUUAUCAUUAAUAUUCAAAAUGAAGUUCUCCACGUGGAGUAUUUUGCGAUUACUAUUCAAUAAAAUGCCUUUUUAAACUAUUUAA
This is a messenger RNA of Rana temporaria (common frog), 6076 nucleotides long. It is a transcript of the gene FMN1, whose product is annotated as formin 1. The transcript has 17 exons. Gene Ontology annotation, molecular function: microtubule binding. Gene Ontology annotation, biological process: actin nucleation. The record is from RefSeq and is a predicted model, not a curated record. The coding region runs from base 676 to 4497 and encodes 1273 amino acids. Gene Ontology annotation, cellular component: nucleus; endoplasmic reticulum membrane; actin filament. Lineage: Eukaryota; Metazoa; Chordata; Amphibia; Anura; Ranidae.